Messenger RNA from Ruditapes philippinarum (Manila clam), 5605 nucleotides. Its product is annotated as Na(+)/H(+) exchanger beta-like. Gene Ontology annotation, cellular component: membrane. The coding region runs from base 710 to 3661 and encodes 983 amino acids. Gene Ontology annotation, biological process: regulation of pH; sodium ion transport; proton transmembrane transport. Gene Ontology annotation, molecular function: sodium:proton antiporter activity. NCBI's taxonomy places the organism in Eukaryota, Metazoa, Mollusca, Bivalvia, Venerida, Veneridae. The record is from RefSeq and is a predicted model, not a curated record. The transcript has 22 exons.
ACAAAAACAGCUAGGAAUUGCUGUAGUGUGGUAUAUAAUUGUUUACCUAUAUUUUUCUGUACAGGUAGGAACUGUAUGAGUGUAAAGACAGUGCACUGCCGAAUGAUCUCUAUAAUUGACUACAAUAACGUUAAUUUGGAAGUAUGAAUUGCAAUAAGUGAUUUAUCUCAGGAAAGUAGGAAAUGCGGAACUAACGCGUGUACUUUCAGAAUAAGGUUUUAUAGCAGAGACAUUCGAUAUCGAUCCGGACAUAUAUCAGGACAAGGACUGUAUUGACAGCACCGAGAACUCUCAUUAGCGAGUUUUUUCCGUCACAGAGAUGAAUAGGUUUACAUUUCAGAAGUUAUGAACUAUGUAUAUAACUGUGAUAGUGUUGGGAAGAUAUAUCGAAAACACUGAGCCUGCGGUGGAAAAUAUCUUUAAUUUGAGAAUAUUGGCUUAAAGUUGUACAGAAAUUGAAAUGUGUUUUCCCUGAACAAAAGAAGAAAAUUAUAUUAGAAGUGUACAUUUAUCAAAUUUAAAGGAUUAUUUUGUGCCACACGCUGAAUACAAAAUGCAUUUUGUCAAAGUAUAAUUAGUAUUUUUAUAAUGACAUUACGCCUUAUUAUAUUGUGUAAGCUGGAAAAGGGAUAUUAUAGGACAGAAUGUUUUAAAUUGAUGUUUAGACAUAUAACUAUUAGGCAGCGAACGAUUAUAUAUUAAAACGGGUAUGGGUCUUAAAUUAAAAUACCGGAUUUUGAUCGGAUUCGCAAUCAUUGUGUGCAUUCAUUCAAAUGUGGUAAAACCGUCACAUUUUCUAGAUGAUCAUGGAUAUAACGUAGAUAUAGCAAAACGGAGCACGCACACUAAAGGCGCUGAAGCUGAUCCAACCGGAGCGAACCAUACAAACGAGACAAAUGGUACUGAGAGCCACGUUAAGCAUGUCCAUCAUUCCAUGCACGUGGCAAGUUGGCAAUUUGAGCGCGUGAAGUCACCUUUUAUCAUAUCAGUAUUUUUGAUAGCAGCCGGGAUAGCUAAAUUAGGGUUUCACCAUGCCAAUUUCCUGUCGUCAAAAGUUCCGGAAUCUUGUUUGCUCAUUAUACUUGGGACAAUGGUAGGAGCUGUCUUGUAUCUGACUUUACCUCAUGAUGAAGAAAAUCAACCAUCAAUGGAUUCAGAGCUUUUCUUUCUGUACCUGCUACCUCCGAUCAUUUUAGAAUCAGCUUAUAGUUUACAUGAUCGAACGUUCUACGACAACGUUGGAACCGUCAUGAUUUACGCCGUGUUAGGAACCGUGUUGAAUUGUUUCCUAAUUGGCCCAUCUCUGUACGGGAUAUACAAGAUUGGUUGGAUGGGAAAUACAAGUUUUGAAAUAAACUUUGUACAAACACUGGUGUUUAGUGCAGUUAUAGUUGCAGUUGAUCCGGUUGCGGUUUUGGCGAUAUUCCAGGAAAUUGGUGUGAAUAAUACCCUUUACUUCCUUGUAUUUGGGGAAUCUUUAUUCAAUGAUGCUGUCACCGUGGUGCUAUAUAAUAUGAUGAAGACGUUAAAUCUAAUGGACGAAAUAACAUUUGAUCAGGUAUUGAUAGGUGUUUUACAGUUUUUUGUUGUCAGUAUAGGCGGAUUAAUUGUCGGUGUUAUAUGGGGAGCUAUCACCGCUAUACUCACCAAAUUUACAGAGCAUUGCAGAGUUGUAGAACCAUUAGCAGUUUUUGUCCUAGCCUACAUAUCUUACCUUAUGGCGGAGAUGUUCCAUUUUUCUGGAAUUAUCAGCAUUAUAGGUUGUGGUCUUACUCAAGCGCAAUAUGCAUUCCAUAACAUAUCCAGAAAAUCUCACACAACUGUAAAAUACUUCAGCAAAAUGAUGAGUUCAACAUGCGACUGCGUUAUAUUUCUAUUCCUUGGAAUAUCACUGUUCAAGAAAGAUGUGUUAACACCGGAACAUUGGAACAUUGGAUUUAUAGGAUGGACAGUUUUAUUUUGCCUUCUGUAUAGAUUCUUGGUGGUUUUUGCAUUGACAUUUGUUUUCAAUAGAGGCAAUAGAAUGAGAAAGAUUGAUCUUGAGGAGCAGUUUAUCAUGGCAUAUGGUGGAUUGCGGGGUGCUGUAGCGUUUUCACUUGUAGGUGUCUUGCAUAAGGACAAUCUGCCAAAGGGCAUAUUUCUUACAACCACAAUAGUUGUUAUAUUUUUCACAGUCUUUGUUCAGGGUGGUACAAUUAAACCUCUUGUGAAACUUCUACGAGUAAAAAUGGAAGACUCACAAAAGCUACAGCUUUAUGAAGAAAUAUCAAGUCACGUGACUGAUCACGUGAUGGCAGGAAUAGAGGAAAUAACAGGACAGAGGGGAGAACAUUAUAUCAGGGAGAUGUUAGAAUACUAUAAUUCCAAGUACCUGAAGUAUUGGUUACAACGAAAUCCGGUGAGCCAAGAUGAAAAGAUAAUGCAGUAUUUUGAAAAGCUGGCGUUAGAGCAGCAUUUUGAGCAGCUUGCAGGAUGCAAGAUGAUAAUAGAAAAAUAUGGGAGUGAAACUGACCUCACGGAGGAUAUAGAACUAGAAGAAGAAGAAGAACGAGAAAAGGAAAGUGAGACAGGCUCUAUUGCAGAUGAUAUAUCAAUAAACAUCGGAUCAAUACAAUCAAGUUGUGAAGACAUCGAGUCUGAACUCGACGACGAAUUGAUAAGGAGACAGGCCAUUACACGACGCAGACGAGCUAUUCUGCCAGUUCCUUUAACAAAAGAUCUAGAGUCGAGACUAAACGAUAAUCCAACUGCUCAAGAUAUCCGUAAGAUCAUGUUGCCAGUGCGGCAAAAGUUAAACUACAGAAAACUUGACAUUAAUUUGACACACGAUGAUAGUGAAAAUGAUUUGUUAAGAUAUUUACAAAGUAAACAGAUGAAGACUAGGCGUGUAUCACAGGCUCUUUGGAACCAAGCCCCUAGUGCAACACCUGAAAUUCCAGAAGCUGGAAGAGCACGUAGAAAAAGCGUGGCACCAGUUGCUGUUAAUAACUACCGCCGUCGACUAAGUCUAGCAGUUCCAGAUCCAUUUAGUGAGGGAGCAAGGAGACGCGGAAAAAGUACGGGUAACGCUCUAAAGGGAUUGGAUUCGCCAGCGAGACGGCGGCUUAGAUUUAAGAGAGGAGCACAUUCACUAGCAUCGGAUGAUUUAAGUGAUUCCCAAAACUUAUUUCCUCUAACUGAAAGUAUUAGAGAGGAUGAUGAACUCAAUAGUGAAUGUGACAAAAUGUCUGAAUCUGAACAUAACAAAACUGAUGAUAAAUCAACCACUAAAGAAGAUACAUCUAAAGGUGCUUUACAAAGUGUCAUUAAUAGUAAAAGUAAGCAUGGCUCAUUAAAACGUUCUAAAACCGAGGAUGCAAAGGGUUCACCAAGUGCCGGCGUAAGAAAAGGCGGUUCAUUCAAAGGACAGGCAAGUAAACCGACCCAAAUGAAGGGUUUCAGAAGUCCAACACAAGGGAUGAAACAUGGUGAUAGAGGAAUCAAAUUUGUUUCACCAAAGCAUAGUCCAAGUUUGGCUAAACGUAAACCAUUAGUAAUGUCACAUUCGGUUUCUGCCGAAACUAGUGAACACAAACAGGACCCGUCCCCUAGGUCAAGCAGCAUGCGUAAAAAUUUGUCCUAUAGUAAAGCAAUGUCUGAAGCCAAAGAUGAAAAUAUAUAAAAAGUGAAAUUGCUAAAUUACGAAAACAUUGAUUAUGUAAUACGACUGUAAUACGACUCAAAAUUUUCAUUAUUUGACAAAUUCCCACUAUGUUUUGCGUCUUUUAAAUUUUUAUGUUAACAAAUUGUAGUUUAUUCUGAGAAAAUACACGCAAUAAUAAUUAUAAAUUUUAUUUUAUGUACAUUUUUAACACGAAAAUAUAUAAACUGCAUUUUGGGCUGCAUAUUUACCAAUUUAGUUCAUAGUAUAUACUAACAUUACAAAUAACAUUUAUUCGUUUGUCAAUGCUAUAGAAUACACAAAUUUGGCUUUAAUUUGUAACAUUUAACAUUAUAUGCCUUUAUGCUAACGUUUCAUUUUUUUUAUAUUUCAGAAUAAUAGCCUGCAUGAAUCACAAAAGAGUGCCAAAUCAGAUGAUACUGAUGAUAUAUUGUCAGUUCGGCUGUAGUCCCUUGCUAGAAACAUAUCAUCGCUUCUGCUAAGAUACCCCUGCUUUCCCCCUUACCUAACCAGUCAUGCGCAGGAUGUCAUUUAAAUAUAUUGCGUUACAUCGCGGCGUCUACAAGAUCAAGAUGUUAAGAGCAUGAGCGUCAGGGAUCUUGCUUGCGUGAACAAGGUGUAUGUUGUUUUCUUAGGGAAUAUAUAUAUAUGAUUUUGUAGUAACAGCAAAACUUCUCACUGAGACUAUUCUUUUCUUUAUAAUUUAUUGAUUAAAGCAAGUGUUUUGCCAUAUAAGUACUAGUUAUUCUGUAUGUUUAGCAGUAUACAAGCUUUGCAAUGACUGCAAUGUAAAUUCAAUCUUGCCCAUUUUGCAUCUUAAUCAGGUACCUUCACAUGUAGACUUAUUCAAUGACAUCAUUAGAAAUAAAGAACAAAAAUGUUGAAAAUUCUAUGUAAAUUGUAAAGUUUAAAGAUUAAUUAUUUGUUUUAGAAAAGACGAAGUUUCAUUCACUGUAAAUUAUAAGAAAAAGGCUUUCUCAAACAUAUUCCGUUUGAUCGAAGAACAAAAUUGAUUAUUAAUAUAUUGAGCUUUUUCAAAUAUAUAUGUAUUUGUGUAUUAUGCUCCAAUUUGAUAUUUGAAAUAUUGAUAAAUGCUAUACAGUCUCUUUUUAAAAAUACUUAUAUAAAGUACACGCAUAGAAGUCACGUUUAAAAUUCUGCACACUCUUGGUAAAGGCAUAGUGUCAUUUUACAAAAAUACUUAAGAAAAGGCCACAUUUCAUUUCAUUAACCUGACCAGUAAUAAAGAAUGUAGUUUCUCAAAGUUAAUAUUUGCAAUACGCAAUACAAGAAUUGUACAGUUUAUCUGUAAGGUGACAACCGAAAGAUAAGCAAUGUGUUCCCAAAGAAGUUCUUAAUUUAUUCAUGUUUAAUCUUCUUCAGAUUUCGGUUUAGGUUUGUUUUACCAAAUAAAAGAGUAAAAAAUAGUAUUUUCAUCAUUAGGAGUGAUGUCUAAAAACAAACAAUAACUUUUUAAUAUUCGGUGUUUUACGUGAUAAAGUAUACAAUAAAUAUAAUGUAUAUUUUUGUAUUUGAAAAAUGGAAUUCGAUUACUUACUAACUCCUUCCAUUUUGUACAAAUGUAUUAACAUCUGCAAGUGUGUUUGAAAUUUAGUACACUUUCGGUUUGGUUUGUCUGUUGUUUUUAUUUUUUUUUGUUUGUGUUUGCUUGAUUAUAAAGCAAUUUGCUUGUGUUUCGCAUAUAGUAAAAGUGUUUAUCAUUAUAGAUAAAUGAUAUAAAUUUUUGUUAAAUGUUUGUGUAUAUUUAUAUCAUAAAUUAUAGAAUGAUUUUUUGAUAUUUUAAUAAUUAUGUGUUUGUAACUGUUUUUAAUAUAUAUAUAGUAAACAGUGGACUGUGAUAGGAUUUCGUGAAGCUAAGCUAUGACAUAUUUGUUUCAUAAAAAGAAGAGUUAAUACGUUUCAAUAAAAUGUUAAAAAUGAAAA